AUGGAUCACAUAACCCAAGCAUCGUGGCCGACUCUUGGCGUCGCAUUGCUCGUCCUAGGCGCCUUUGGCCUCCUCACGAUCUUCAUCACCCUACACCUCGUCGCACCAAAGCCCCGCGCCGUCCUCCCCUCCGAGAGGACUUACCUGACCUCCUCCACCUCCGGCAAGCCCGUCGCAACCACCGCGCCCUGCUGGUUCGACCGCUGGUUCGCCGAGCGCCGCGUCUCCGAGACCAAUGCUCACCUGACCGACCCCCGCGACGUCCCCGACUCCGGCGCGACCAUCGAGCCCGCCGACGUGCGCGUCACCGUCGUCCUGCCGGCCUACAACGAGGCGGCCCGCAUCCUGCCCACCCUCGAGGAGGCCGUCGCCUACCUGGACGCCCACUUUGGCCAUCCCUCCUCCGACACCAAGCCCAUCCUCAGCCCGACCACCUCGCGCCGCCGCACCAAGAACGCCCCGUCUGAGGCCCUCUCCGGCUACGAGAUCAUCAUCGUCGACGACGGAAGCAGGGACAGCACCGUGGACGUCUGCCUCGAGUUCGCGCACAAGAACGGCCUGCACGAUGUCCUGCGCGUCAUCAAGCUCGAGCGCAACCGCGGCAAGGGCGGCGCCGUCACCCACGGCUUCCGUCACGCCCGCGGCGAGUACGUCCUCUUCGCCGACGCCGACGGCGCCACAAAGUUCAGCGACCUCGGCCGUCUGAUCCAGGGCUGCGAGGAGGUCGUCGACGGUUCGCACCGCGGCGUUGCUAUCGGCAGCCGCGCCCAUCUCGUCGGCAGCGAGGCCGUUGUGAAGCGUUCUGCCCUCCGCAACUUCCUGAUGCGCUCCUUCCACCUGGUCCUGAUGAUCCUCACCCCGCCCGCCACUUCGCGCCUCCGCGACACCCAGUGCGGCUUCAAGCUCUUCACCCGCGCCGCGCUCCCCCACAUCGUCCCGUAUAUGCACACCGAGGGCUGGAUCUUCGACAUUGAGAUGCUCCUGCUCGCCGAGUCCGCGCCCCCGGCCCCCGUCAUCGGAGAAGACGGCAGUGUUAUUGGCACCAGCCCUGGCAUCCACGUCGCCGAGGUGCCCGUCGACUGGCACGAGGUCCCCGGAAGCAAGCUCAGCGUCAUCUCGGACAGCAUCAAGAUGGCUAUUGGCCUGGCUGUGCUUCGAGGUAGCUGGAUGAUGGGAGUCUAUCGUCGGAGGUUGACGUAG
Colletotrichum chrysophilum is the source of this 1200-nucleotide messenger RNA. RefSeq lists its product as uncharacterized. The record is from RefSeq and is a predicted model, not a curated record. Bases 1 to 1200 code for a protein of 399 amino acids. Gene Ontology annotation, cellular component: endoplasmic reticulum membrane. The transcript is spliced from 3 exons. Lineage: Eukaryota; Fungi; Ascomycota; Sordariomycetes; Glomerellales; Glomerellaceae.